UAUCGGAAGCUCAUGUGGAUCCCAAUCAGACCUCGAACUGCAAGGCUUCCGCUCCGCCUCUAGCCUCGCCAUUGUAAACAAAAAACCACCCAAACACCCCUCCCCAUACUUUUCCCAAAAGCUCCAUAUUUAGUUUUGCUCCCAGACGUGCAACAAAACGUUGGAGGAGUUGAGGGUUGCGAGGCUACCGAUUCAAGAUCUUUCUAAUCACAAUUGGACUAUUUAACAACAACAACAACAACAACAACAACAACAACAAUUGCGCAUUAUAAUCUACGAAUUACGAAUUAAAUCAUGGAUGAUGUAGAAGUCGAAGAUGAUUCCGCUGCAAUGGCAGCCAUGAUGGGAUUCUCUGGUUUCGGAAACCAAAAUGCACUUUCUAAGAAACGUAAAUUCAACACCGCGACUGAUGCAUUUGUCGAAGGUGUAGAGUUGGAGAAGAUUGAUCGGGGAGGAAAGAAGGGACAGGGAAGUGGUGGGAAUCAGAUUCCUCUAGGCAAAAUGAGGGUUAUGGGGGUAAAUACUGUGGAGAAGAAGAACAAUGAGGAAAUCGAUUUGGGUGAUGAUGAGGAUGUGGAUGGGGAUGGAAAUGGAGAAGAUGAGGGCCCGAGAUAUCUGGAUACGAGUGCGCCGCCUCCGAUAUUUGAUGGGAUUGAAGGAGGUGAACAUGCUUUGGGUCAGGAUGGGGUAUCGCAGGAUCCAGCAAUAGUGGAAGAAAGACGGAAAGCACAAGAACAAAUUGAUGCGAUUUUAGCUGCUGCACCCGAGCCUGUCAGUACAAAUAUCUCACAGCCGGCGUCGGGAUUGCCGCAUGGUCUUCCAGAAAAACCAGUUUAUAGCAAUAUGGGAUUUAAAGGGAGUGCUGGGGGUAAUAGGGGAGGAAGAAGCGGAAGAAGUGAUGCAGGGAGCAUGGCAAGUUCAAGGCCCAGUGGACGGGGAGCAUUCAAUGAGAAAUGGUAUGAAGGAUAUUACGAUCAAACUUUCAACGAGAAUCCAUGGGCGAAAUUGGAGCAGAAGAUGAGGCUGGGAGCAAAGGGUAACUGGGUCUAAAUAUAGGUGGGACAUGGGAUAUGUUUAUUAUGGAGAAGACAAACAGACAGCACUUGCGACGAUGAUUUCUGCUAUUGCAUGAGAACAACCAUCAGAUACCCGAAGGAGAAGUGGUCAUCUAGGGAAACAAACAUACUAGGUAUGAGGUGAGGAGGUUUCAGAAUUUGGCCGUUUUACCAACUGUACAACACAAAUUGUAUUUGCAGUUCGAACCUGGACAUCAGGGAAGAGUUAUCCACAGGACAGGAGUUUUCAAAAUUUUAAUACCAAUGAUUUAUUAAAAGCUAGACAUUGAAUAGGUAUAUCCUGAC
Molecule: messenger RNA, 1361 nt
Organism: Sclerotinia trifoliorum
Lineage: Eukaryota; Fungi; Ascomycota; Leotiomycetes; Helotiales; Sclerotiniaceae
Source: the annotation of a GenBank genome assembly